CCUUUCCUUUCCUAACCCACCAACACCCGCACCGACCCGCCUCGCCCGCAUAGGCGAUCACGACUCGACAGACCAGUCCCACUUCCGACAACGUCUGCAAACAUGGCCGCCGUUUCGGCUGACCAGCUGGCUGCGGCCGUUGGCCACAUGUCCCUUGAGAAGCAAGCCGAGCUCGAGGAGGAGCGUCGCCGAUCUGAGAUCUCUAGCGUCACUCUCACGGACCUCGUCCCUCGCCCCGACAAGGGAGGCAGCGCCGGACGCAAGCUCAUGGUCUCGACCAACAUGUUCACGCUCGACAUCGGCGGCGACGGAGCCUCUGGCCAGGCCUCCGGCGGCCGUGGUGGUGGACGUGGCGGUCGCGGCGGAGGCCCUCGCCCCUCUGCUGGCGGCAACAAUGGCAACUUGACCGUCUACCACUACGACGUUGUCAUCGACCCUGUCAGGCCCGAGGAGUCUGAGAAGGAGCUGACCCCUGAAGAGCGCAAGCAGCGCAACGAGAGGAAGCUUCCCAUUACGCUUCUUCGAUCCGUCUUUCGCAUGGCCCUUCGAGAUGGCGCCGCCGACCCUACGCAUCCUCUGACCGACGACUUAAUCGGUUCCAUUGGCUACGAUGGUCGUCGUUCAUGCUACACACAGAAGAAGAUGCCCUUUGAGAAUCAACUCUCUUGGACCAUCUGCCUCCCCGAGCGCGGCGCAGACAUGACGCUGCCCAACCUACCUCGUGACGAGGGUCGCAAGUUCAAGACGACACUCAAGCUGGUCAAUGUCAUCGACCUUUCUGUCCUCCACAAGUUCUGCGAGGCCGACCCUCAGACGAUUCGUGCUGCUGGAGCCGCCUUCCCUGAGGCCGUCACCAAUGCGAUCCAGGCUCUGCAGAUCUUCCUCUGCAACAAGCCAGCAGAGACUUUCAAGGUCCAUGGCGGCGGAGGUCGUCGAUUCUUCGACAAGGACCUCAAGGUCCCCAUCCCCUCUGGAGCUGACAUCUGGAAAGGCUUCUUCCAAUCUGCUCGUGCCACUCAAGCCGGCAUGAUCGUCAACAUCGACCCAGCUUUCGCAGCCUUCCUUCGCUCCGGCAACCUCCGUGACGUCUGCGCUGGUAUCCUCGGCAUGGAUGGCAGCGGCGGCGGCGGCUUCGGUGGCCGUGGCGGCCGUGGCGGUCGCGGUGGAGACCGUGGUGGACGUGGAGGACGCGGCGGUGACCGUGGCGGAUUCCGCGGUGGCCGUGGUGGACCCGGCGGUGGCGGCGGCGGCGGUGGUGGUGCUGGCCAAGAGCUCUCUUCCCUACGCCCCAUGCAGCUCCAGGAGCUUCGUCGUCGUCUCAAUGGAGCCAAGCUCAAGAUGACCCAUCGCGAGUCUAACCGCGAAGAGACCUUCAAGGGCUUCUCCCCCCGCGCAGCACGCGACGAGGUUUUCGAGAAGGAUGGCCAGCGCAUCCGCGUAGUCGACUAUCUCAAGGACAAGUACAACUACCAGACCAAGUACCUCGACUUGCCCCUCGUCGUCCUGGGCAACAAGGCUAUGGUCCCCAUGGAGUGCUGCGAGGUCCUUCCCGGCACGGCUCUUCCUCCUCGUAAGCUCAAGCCCGACAUGACUGCCGCUAUGAUCGACGUCAGCCGUCAGCGUCCCGACGAGAAGCUCUCCACUGUGGUCGACUGGCGCCGUCGCAUCGCCUACGAGACGGAUCCCCGCAACGCUGGCCUCAACGUCGGCACGCAGCCUAUCCAAGUCGAGGCCCGCAUCCUGCCCGUCCCUACCGUCCAGUACGGCCGCGGCACCGCAAAGCCCAAUGGUGGCGCAUGGAACCUCCGCAACACCAAGUUCCUCACGCCCGCUGCGACGCCCAUCAAAACGUGGGCCAUUGUCAACUUCACUCGCUCCCCUGACCAGGUCGUCCAGCAGUUCGCCGGUCUCUUCACCAACCACCUCAAGGGCUUGGGCCUCAGCGUUGAACGCGCACCUUACUACGAGCGCGGUAUUCCCACUCCCGAGCGAGUCAAGGAGACGCUUCAAGUCGUUGGACGCGAGGCAAAGAAGGCUGCAGGCGGUGCUUCGGCCCCUCCACCCCAGCUCAUCAUCUGCCUCGUAGACGGUGACGCCGACCUGUACGGAGCCAUCAAGCGCGUCUGCUUCACCGAUCUGCCCUCGCCCGUCCCCAAUCAGUGCCUCAUGGCCCGCAAGGCCCUCAACGAGCGCGGACAGGACCAGUACUGCGCCAACGUAGCCAUGAAGGUCAAUGUCAAGCUCGGUGGCGCCAACCACUCUGUCACGCCCAACGACGUGCCUGCUUUCACCCCCACGACGAUGAUCUUGGGCGCCGACGUUUCCCACGCCGCUCCUGGCUCUAGCCGUGCAUCCAUCGCCGCCCUCGUUGCUACCAUCGCCGGCGAUCGUUCCCGCUUCCACUCCGAAGUCCGUGCCCAGACGCACCUUCGUGGCGGCCGCAGCCAGGAGGCCAUUCUGCACAUGAAGGACAUGUGCAUCUCGCACCUUAACCGUUGGAAGGAACGUAAUGGGGGCAACUUGCCUACAAAGAUCGUCGUCUUUCGAGACGGGGUCAGCGAUGGCCAGAUGGCCAUGGCCCGUCAAGUGGAGGCUCACGCAAUCUCUCAAGCCGUGGCAGCAGUCCAGCCCGGCAAGACGAUCCCUCUCACGUACAUCAUCAGCGUCAAGCGCCACCACAUUCGCUUCUUUGCCAACAACCCCGGUGACCAAGACCGCAGCGGCAACUUGGCCCCCGGCCUCGUAGUCGACUCCGGCGUCUGCCACCCCUACGGCUUUGACUUCUUCCUUCAAGGUCACGCAGGACUCAUUGGUACCGCUCGUCCCUGCCACUUCGUCGUGCUCCAGGACGACUCGAAGCACACGAGUGACCAGCUCCAGAAGAGCAUCGCCUCCUUCUGCUACGAGUACUGCCGCGCCACGCGCUCCGUGUCUCUUCCCCCACCUGUCUACUACUCGCACAUUCUGGCAGAGAAGGCACGUCUCAUCAUGUACGGAGACCAGUCCGAGACUGCCACCCAGAUCUCAUCCGGCGAGUCGCAGGAAGUCUUCACCGAGAUCUCCGACACGGAUUCGACGAUGCUCAUGAAGUCGUUCGGACGCGACGCCAAGUUCUGCGAGAGCCUGUUCUACAUGUGAGAGCAGCAGCAGCGUAGAUCUCCCGUCCGCAGCCGCCAAAGUUGUGUUUCCGUCGUCUCAGUCAUCCUUUGAGUCCCUUUUUUUUUCACCUUUCCCUCUUCGCGAGCUUCUGCGCAAACGCACCACCUUGAUGAUCCUUGUCAUCAGCGCAAGCUUUCAGCGAGAAUGUUCAAAUCAAAUCACGUACCACCAUCACCAU
Jaminaea rosea is the source of this 3337-nucleotide messenger RNA. Its product is annotated as Piwi-domain-containing protein. The coding region runs from base 103 to 3138 and encodes 1011 amino acids. The transcript is spliced from 8 exons. The record is from RefSeq and is a predicted model, not a curated record. Gene Ontology annotation, molecular function: RNA binding; protein binding. NCBI's taxonomy places the organism in Eukaryota, Fungi, Basidiomycota, Exobasidiomycetes, Microstromatales.